AUGUCAGAAGUCCAAAUAAAAGAUAUUGCACUUGCAAAAAUUGAGGAUUUGCUCCAGUCAAAUGGCAGGUCAUUGAAAGAAUAUUGUGGAAUGCCAUAUCCUUCAGAAAAUUUGGUGUCCAGCUUAGAAGACAAAAUUAUAAUGAAAAAGUUGAACUUUGACGUUAAUGCUCUUGCGAAUGAACUAGGUGGGUAUUUAGAAAGGCUAACUAAUGAGCAAAAAUUUGCAUACGAUCAAAUAAUUGGUGCUGUUAGCGGUAAUAUGGGUGGACUUUUCUUCUUAUACGGUCAAGGUGGUUGUGAAAAAACGUUCUUAUGGUCAACUAUAUCAUGCUCAAUUAGGUCUAAAGGAGGUAUCGUUUUAAAUGUUGCUUCGAGUGGGAUUGCUGCACUUUUGUUGCCUAAUGGAAGAACUGCACAUUCAAGGUUUAAAAUUCCUUUGGCCAUAAAUGAGGAUUCUUUGUGUAGCAUUAAACAAGGAAGUCCUCUUGCAAGGUUAAUAUCCAAGGCCAAAUUAAUCAUAUGGGAUGAAGCUCCAAUGAUAAGUAAGUAUUGUUACGAAGCUUUAGACAAAUGCCUCAGAGACAUCUUAAGGUGCUCAGAUUCGUAUAAUGCUCAUUUGCCAUUUGGAGGUAAAGUUGUUGUUCUCGGAGGAGAUUUUAGACAAAUUUUACCUGUGAUUCCUAGAGGCUCAAGGCAAGAUAUAAUUCAGUCUUCUAUUAAUUCUUCAUAUUUGUGGCAUAACUGUAAGGUUUUGAAGCUUACAAAAAACAUGAGAUUGUCACUAGAUGAAAACAACAACAUACAAGAACACAGAAAUUUUGCAGAACAGCUACUCAAAAUUGGUGAUGGUUUGGCUGGUGAUACAACAGAUGGUGAAUCGAUCGUUCAUAUACCAUCUGACAUUUUGAUUAAGAACUCUGAGACAGCUUUGGAUGACCUCAUUGAUUUCGUGUAUCCAGAUAUGUUAUCCAAUUUAUCCGUUGAAAAUUAUUUCAAGGAUAGAGCAAUUUUUGCACCAACUUUGGAUUGUGUCAGUGAUGUCAACAACAAGAUGACUGCAGGAUUACCUGGACAUGAAAGAGUCUACUUAAGUUCAGACUGUGUGUGCUGA
Molecule: messenger RNA, 1113 nt
Organism: Arachis stenosperma
Lineage: Eukaryota; Viridiplantae; Streptophyta; Magnoliopsida; Fabales; Fabaceae
Product: ATP-dependent DNA helicase PIF1-like
Exons: 1
Coding region: 1-1113 (370 amino acids)
Biological process (GO): telomere maintenance; DNA repair
Molecular function (GO): DNA helicase activity
Source: RefSeq, a predicted model, not a curated record